GCCACGGGGCGCGCUACCUGCUGCACGUGAAUGAACUCGCGACGAGAGGACCAGUCUCAUCCUCAGACAGGUCACUCGUUUUCUCUUUCAGUCAGAUCGGUCUUCUCCACAGAAAAUGGAUAGGAAUCCAAGCACUCCGGAGAACAAUCGCCCGAAAAACUCGCAUAACAACUUGCCGUUCAUCAAGGGAGUCUCCAAACCCUUUGUGAAUCCCUACAUCGAGAUGCUGACCCCCCCUCGAUAUGAGACAUCCCCAUUGGGCACGUCUCCCUCCACUCCAAAUACAGCGCUGAACAUUGUUCCAUGGACAUUUAUGGAAGAAUGGGUCCGGGUGUGUGGAUUAUUGCGUGCUGGCAGAUGGUUGGAAGCGAUAAGAAAAUUGCAAAUUUGGCAAAGUCGUGUUCCAAAUCUUCCACUGUGGGCGGAGGCGACCUUGUUCCUCCUUCAGGCUAAGGUCAGGGAUGAAUUAAAUGAAGAGUGUAACCUUGACGUUAUUCGAUCCCUGUAUAGUUUGGCAUUGAUAAGAUUUCUCAACAAUGCUGGACAUACGGCAGCCACUGCGAUGGGCGAAACGACUUCGAUGCCAACCAAGGAACUCACUGCAUCAGUCGGCAUGCCGGAUUGGAUUGUUACUCUAAGAAAUGAAGUCAUUCAUGGGGUCAAAGUCCCCAGUUUGGACGUAUUACGAGCAGCCGGAGAGUUCAUGAUGCGCUGGUUAAAGACCGAUGUUUGGUCUGCAUCGAAUAUUAUACGGGCCGACGAACCAGAAGAAAAGGAAAUGUCAGAUAGUGAUAUUUUGUCUGCUUUCGUCGCCGCAAGGCUUUACGAAAUGCGAGGAACCUUCAACAUUGAUGAUCCUGCGAUAUUGGACUGUCUGAAUAGGCAUCGUAGCACAAACACUUACAAAGCUGUAUCGGAACUGAAAGACAAAAUUGUGUCAAGGAUGCGCCAAAAUUGGAAUGACGUGUAUCCACUGUUGGUCAAUGCCAUGAUCCCGUCCCCCGAGUUUUGCGCUGAUCUUAAGAGCACUUGUGAGGACGAUUUGUUCCUCCAGCUGGAUAACAUUUGGAAGCCAAUUACGAAGGUCCUAUUGCAGAGUAAGGGAGUUUGCAAUAUAUUGCUCAAACUUGGAACGUCUCACCUCGGUCCUGAUGAGCAUGUGCAGGAACUGGGAGCGAAGUGGAUUGAAUCACUCAUGGAUGGUUUAGAAGCUAAUGGAAAACUUUACACCAAUGCGUAUGAGGAGCUCUUGAAGAUUAUUGUUUCGAACCCAAAUAAGUUCUCGAAGUUGGUAUUUCCAAAGGUGAUUAAAGUUCUCAGCCAGAAAAUGGAGGCAUCGCAUGUGGAGAGUUUAACGUUGUUAACCAACAUAUGGAUGGACCAAUGCUGCCCGCUAAAGAUGCCACAUGCUGGCGAGGAUCCGUCAGAGAACAAUUUAUUUACCGUCGAAGGUGCUCGGCGACAAAGUACUUCUUCAUCUGAUCCGCCAUCUGAUGCAGCUGAAGAAGAUUCAAGUUUUUCAUUGGAUUUAAGACUUCCAACUUGGUGGAAGGGAAUACCUUUCGGGUCGGACAUGUCAAAGUAGGAAAUUUAUGCUGCCGAACGUCAAACUAAUCUCAUUUCCAAUGUGAUAUCUAAAUUUUCUGUGUGAUAGGUGCAUUCAAUUGUUAUCAAUGUCAUCUAUAAUUAACAUUAUUAUGAAUACUACUACGAGUAAUAAUAACAAAUAUAAUAGUAAUUAGUAUGCAACACUGUACAAUAUAAUGAAAUUGGAUUAUUUUUUGUACCUCAUUGUUUGGUAAUUAUAAUAAAUAAAAAUGUUAAAGUUUGUUAACUGCCAAGUCCAA
This is a messenger RNA of Folsomia candida, 1847 nucleotides long. RefSeq lists its product as uncharacterized. The record is from RefSeq and is a predicted model, not a curated record. The coding region runs from base 116 to 1585 and encodes 489 amino acids. Gene Ontology annotation, molecular function: endonuclease activity. NCBI's taxonomy places the organism in Eukaryota, Metazoa, Arthropoda, Collembola, Entomobryomorpha, Isotomidae. Gene Ontology annotation, biological process: maturation of 5.8S rRNA; maturation of LSU-rRNA. Gene Ontology annotation, cellular component: preribosome, large subunit precursor; Las1 complex. The transcript has 7 exons.